Ilex paraguariensis (yerba mate) is the source of this 918-nucleotide messenger RNA. NCBI's taxonomy places the organism in Eukaryota, Viridiplantae, Streptophyta, Magnoliopsida, Aquifoliales, Aquifoliaceae. The record is from the annotation of a GenBank genome assembly.
AUGGAGGAGGUUUUGCCAGUUACUUUUUUUCCACCUUCAUUGGCAUGCAUAGAGUAUGUCUGGUUCAGAGUCUUCAUCAUGGUGCUUAAGGAUAGGGGGAACAGGGGUAACCUUUCUGCUGACCUAGAAUCCUCAGAUAGACAUGAACUUUAUAAGCUUCAACACUCAUCCAUGGCAUCAAAACCAAGGGUGCAAGCUGGUGCUCGUGGUUGUUCUUAUGCGAGGAAGUUGAUGCAUGAUCAUAAGGGCUUGCAGGGGCUGGGCACUGGAGGAGGAUGUGGUAAUCAGGUUCAAAAAUGUUUGGGCUUGAGGGAAAGCGACACUGGAGCAGACAAGCCUGCAGUGGUUGAUGGGGGUGGGCUCUCCAUCAACCACUUGAGGACGCCACCUGAACCAUCUCCCCAAGCUCAUUAUCCCCAUCUUUCUUCUAACCCAGACCUUUUACGGGAGAGUCCACCUGAAAUUUCAAAUCAGCCUGGAUUUGAGCUGAAUCUUGUUAAACUUCCACGUUCUCCCAGUGUUGAUGAUAUAUUGACAAAGUACCUUGAAUAUAGGUCAAAAAAGGAUGGCAUGAUGACCGAUCCAGUUGGAGAAAUUCUUAAUGGAUUACGGUGUUACUUUGACAAAGCAUUGCCGGUUAUUCUUCUAUACAAAAAGGAACGCCAACAGUACCAUGAAGCAGUAACGGAUAAUGUCUCUCCAUCGAGUAUAUAUGGUGCUGAACAUCUCCUACGCCUCUUUGUGAAGUUGCCUGAGUUAUUGGCUUAUGUUACCAUCGAAGAGGAGACAAUGAUUCGCUUGCAGCAGAAAUUGCUCGACUUUCUCAAGUUUCUACAGAAGAAUCAGGGAACUUUCUUUCUUUCCGCUUAUGAUGGCUCCACAAUUUCUGAAGGAAGCAGCAAGGGGAAAGAUAGCUGA